UUGUCAACGAUGGAAAGGGGGACCAGAUACUUCACGUUUUGUACAUUCACUGUUGCGCAAUUGAUCCAUCUGUUAUUUCUGACGAUUAUGGGACAAUUUGUGGAGAACUCCAACAACGAAAUCUUUCAGACAAUAUAUGAAGCCAAUUGGUACAGCGGUUCGUCUAGAACGCAGUUAUUGUACGUACUGGUGUUGCGAAAAUGUUUAAAUCCGCCUGUGCUAUCAGGUGGAGGAUUGGUCCGUUUGAAUUUGUUCAGCUUCGUACAGGUUAGAUUACUUUCACAGAACACCUAACUAUUCCUUCCGAAAGACAAUUAACAACUAAUUACUUUUCAGGUCCUCAAGGCAUCUUUUUCGUAUUACACAGUGUUUAGGUCUGCGUAGUUCGAAGAGAAAGUAAUUCGAAUUUCAAGGAUCGAACUUUAGUGUAAUUCUUAGACAAAUUAUGUUAGUAAGUCAUGUGUAUUAGUAUCAUUGGCUACUAGUAUAUUUUUUACAUUGUAUUCGGAACAUUUAGUUAUCAUUAACAUUUUAUAUUACAUAGAAAAUACAAUAUUUCUUUCAUUGCGUUUUCUAUUUUAUUAAUUGUAUAUAUAUAUAUACGUAUACGUAUGUAUGUAUGCUCGCAAUGAAGUGUUAACUUGGACGUAAUAGAUAAAGAAUUUUCGAUAAUUCAUAUAGAAACAGCAACACAGUUUAUAUUUUUUUAUUCUAAUUUCCCUAUCGCCAAUAACGGUCGCAGUGCAACAAUUAUCUAAAACGAUAGCUAAAGCGUGA
Heterotrigona itama is the source of this 777-nucleotide messenger RNA. The record is from the annotation of a GenBank genome assembly. Lineage: Eukaryota; Metazoa; Arthropoda; Insecta; Hymenoptera; Apidae.